This is a messenger RNA of Trematomus bernacchii (emerald rockcod), 3297 nucleotides long. It is a transcript of the gene adrb3a, whose product is annotated as adrenoceptor beta 3a. Gene Ontology annotation, biological process: norepinephrine-epinephrine-mediated vasodilation involved in regulation of systemic arterial blood pressure; adenylate cyclase-activating adrenergic receptor signaling pathway. Bases 533 to 1855 code for a protein of 440 amino acids. The record is from RefSeq and is a predicted model, not a curated record. Gene Ontology annotation, cellular component: membrane. The transcript has 2 exons. NCBI's taxonomy places the organism in Eukaryota, Metazoa, Chordata, Actinopteri, Perciformes, Nototheniidae. Gene Ontology annotation, molecular function: norepinephrine binding; beta3-adrenergic receptor activity; epinephrine binding.
GAGUGGGUAGCCACUCUGGUGCACUCUGGUGGUUCUUCCAACGGCGUCACUGUUGCUUGGUCUCCAACAGUCCAACUGUGGCAUUGUAGCUCCUGCAAGCUUCAGCGAAAACACAGCAAACUCCUCAAGUCCCAGUGGAUUUAUCUAAAUGGACACGUCCGGAUACUUUACUUCUGAAAGUCUUUUUUUGCUUUAUGUUAACGCUUCCCGGAUUCGUGAAAGUGCUGUCACUUCUUGAACUAAUAUUGUUUCAGCUUUGUGGACACUUGUGGAAACAUCUUUUUUAGAGAACAUGCUUUGGUUGCCCGCACCAGAAGAACUUGCACUAAAAAACCAAUCUUGGUCAUCACAUCGGGAAACAUGGAAAGCCACUACUGCCUUUUGAACACAGCCAAACAGCAGCUGUGAAAUGUAAGCAGCAACUGCAAAGUCAAGAAUAACUAUUAUCUAGUGAGCAGAUUUAUGAUGCUUGUAAGGAAAGCAGAUUUUUCAGUUUUGUUAACGUGAGAAAAACAACCUGUAGCUUAUUAUAAUGGAUGGCAACUUGAGCACUCUUGCCUCCUAUGUGCUCAACAGAACUGAUACGUACCACGAUGCGGCGGGCCCCUGGAGCCUCAUUGUUCUGGUCAUCAUCAUACUGACCAUAGUGGUAGGAAACCUGCUGGUGAUCAUCGCUGUUGCUCGUACUUCACAGCUACAGACGACCACAAACAUUUUCAUUAUGUCCCUGGCGUGUGCUGACCUCAUCAUGGGGGUCCUCGUAGUGCCUCUGGGGGGCACUAUAGUGGUGACGGGAAACUGGCAGCUCAGUGACACGUUCUGUGAGUUCUGGACCUCUGUGGACGUCCUGUGUGUGACGGCGAGCAUCGAGACGCUCUGCAUCAUAGCAGUGGAUCGAUAUAUAGCCAUCACGAGGCCUCUCAGGCACAAAGUUCUCCUCAAUAAGUGGCGUGCCAGGGUAAUUGUUUGCCUAGUGUGGCUAGUGUCCGCUUUAAUUUCCUUUGUACCGAUUAUGAACGGGUUUUGGAAAGAUGAUGACGAGGAGGCAGUAAAGUGCUACAAGACAACUACAUGCUGUGACUUUGUGACCAAUAGGGCCUUUGCUAUUAUAUCUUCUAUCGUGUCUUUUUAUAUUCCACUGCUCAUAAUGAUAUUUGUUUAUGCAAAAGUUUUUCUAAUAGCCACACGGCAGGUUCAGCUCAUAGAUAAGAAUCGCCUGCGUUUCCAGAAUGAUUGUCUAACAGUGCAGGUUAGCCCCUACAUCAACAAUAUCCUGCCAAACGCGUGUCCAGCCCCGAGCACCUUGCAAAGAAAGAGCGCCAAGCGGCGGCCUUCACGGAUGAUGCUCGCCAAAGAGCACAAGGCCCUGAAGACCUUAGGGAUCAUCAUGGGGACCUUCACUGUGUGCUGGCUGCCGUUCUUUGUGGCCAACAUCAUCAACGCAUUUAAAAGAGAUAUUCCCUCAGAGAAGAUCUUCAGACUGUUAAACUGGCUGGGUUACAUCAACUCUGGCCUCAAUCCUAUCAUCUACUGCAGGAGUCCGGAGUUUCGCACCGCGUUCAAGAACCUGCUGGGAUGUCCGUGGCUGCUGUCCACCCUGCGGCCAAAUAGUUUUUAUAAAGAGCUGAGGACUCGCUGCUCCUGCUUCCUAUGGCAGGCUGAGGCGGGCACAGCCAGCUAUUUCCAGAAGUCUCCGAAGAGUAAGAGCGAUGGCUGUGAGAGUCUGGGCAGCAGUAUUGGAAGCAGCAAAAGUGACAAGGCUUCCCCUGGUCCUCUGCGCUCCAAUGGCAGCACACAGUUCAGCGAAUUAUCAGAACCAGAAACCACAUUCUUCACAUUGCAGGAGAAGGAUUGAUGAACUGUCUAAUGUCAAGCUACUGAAGCAAACUGCAGUUGGUUCCCCGGACGUUACUGUGCGUCCCUGCUAAGGCUGGAGGAGCUGAGGAAACGUCCAACCACUGAUAACCCCGAAGAGAAGACGGGAUUGACUGUAGAGAAAAAAGCGGAUUGGGUCUGAAGGGGACAUGUCUCUGAGGACAGGAAAUGGAUGCUGCAGCUCGAAUAACGGACAAUAAGUGACACCAAAGUAUCCUGAAUGAGACGAUGAUGUUUUAAACGCAUACCAGGUAACCUUUGGACACAGUGUAUGUGACUUGUGGUGUCAAAAGUACGAGCUAAUUUUGUACAGUAUAUUAUCUGGUAAGUUAUCUAUUUAUGAUACACUGAAUACAACAUUUUCUAACUUAAUACAAAGUGGUGGUUCUGCUAUGGUCGUCACAGUCACGGAGCUUACACACGGCGGCGUGCGUUGAAGCUUGCCGGCGGGCGUGUCUGACGCUCGACCAACAACCAAUCACAUGAAUCUCCCGCCCCGAACACACAAGCAGCGGUUUGAUUGGCUAGAGCUUGUACUGGCAUAUGAUUCGAUUGGCUGACGCUUCCGUCGAAGCUUCAAAAGUAGAACAUUGCUCUACUUUUGAAGCGAGCAACUAAAGAGCAGAUCGCGUUCACACCGGAAUAAGUCCCAGAAGGAGGAUUAGGCAAAUGAAGCCGCUAACGUCACUUCUUCUUCUUCUGCUUUGAGUUUACUGGCAGGCCGCAAACAACUUCACGGCGUAUACUGCCACCCGAAGUCCCCGGCCGGAAGUCCACGGAGUUGGGGACUGGCUUCAGUAGAACGCCAUGUGUGAGCUCCGUCAGUGUAAUAUGAGCUAAACUAAAGGGCUGUGCAUUUAAAUGUUCAAUUCUGAUGUAUGUCUUCAGUCUUAAUCUUUCUGUUUCAAGCGUUAAAGUCACACAAUACUAUCCUUUUUAAAUCCAGUAGGGUUAUGGAUUUUUUUUCAAUUCUGAUUGACUGGCUGGUAAAUAUGUUAUUGGCGCAACCUUAACAUAAGUUCUCUAAACAUUAACAGUCAUUAUAAAUAUUUUUCUAAAAAGGUACAGUGUUACAAAUUACAGGUGACCAUAAGAAAACAGGUUUGCUACAUGCUAUGUUAUCAGUCACUCCCUACCUUGGUAUAAGCUCAAUAACACACUCUGAAAUGUCCAAAUAUAGAGAAAUAAUGGACCGGAUGGAUGAAAAAACAUUAUUUUUUAUAAUAUAUUAUAUCCGGACACCUUGUUGUGUGUUAUUAUGCACAUCAUCUGUUGCAUUGAGAAAUAAAACCUUAUGAAACUGUGUAAUAUUGUUCAUGUAUGCUCUGUAUGCAAAUUCACUGCCACAAAAAAUGAGUGCAAUAUGUUGACAUUUUAAAACUACUGAGUUUAUAGCAUUAAAAUAUUUUACUUUGAAACCGA